Molecule: messenger RNA, 2701 nt
Organism: Cornus florida
Lineage: Eukaryota; Viridiplantae; Streptophyta; Magnoliopsida; Cornales; Cornaceae
Product: wall-associated receptor kinase 2-like
Exons: 3
Coding region: 94-2331 (745 amino acids)
Biological process (GO): cell surface receptor signaling pathway; protein phosphorylation
Cellular component (GO): plasma membrane
Molecular function (GO): protein serine/threonine kinase activity; polysaccharide binding; ATP binding
Source: RefSeq, a predicted model, not a curated record
CACUAGAGUGCCUAAAAAAGAACCAAAAAAGGCUUGUGACUUUGUAUACACCAAAAAGUAGCCAUCAAAAAUCAAACAAAGUAGUCACUCACAAUGUGUUUGCCUGUGAUGCCUGUGCAAAUUCUCUCCCUUGUGCUGUUGAUAUUCUCCUCAGCACCAACUGCUUUGCCAGCGAAUGCACCCAUAGCCAAACCCGGCUGCGCUGAUCGCUGUGGGAAUGUAAGCAUCCCAUACCCAUUCGGCAUGACCCCGGACUGUUAUCUUGACAAACAUUUCCACAUCACCUGUAACAAUUCCUUCAGUCCUGCCAAACCAUUUUUAGAGAGUAGUACAAAAAACGUUACCAAAAUUACACUCGAAGGUCAGUUGCAUGUCUUGAAGUUUACCGCUCAUGAUUGUUAUGAUCAUGGUCACAGGACGACCUACAACGAGCCCAUAUUCAAGCUGACCAAAUUCACCAUUUCUAAUACCCAGAAUAAGUUCGUAGCAGUUGGUUGUGAUACUUACGCCAUUUUACACGCUUACGAAGGUGAUAAGAUGUACACGACUGGGUGUAUGUCCCUUUGUGAUAGCAUGGAUGACAUUACUGAUGGUUCUUGUUCCGGGUUUGGCUGUUGCCAAACAUCCAUCCCCAAAGGGGUAAGGGAAAUUAAUUUGACACUAAGUAGCUACUACAAUCAUACAUAUAUACAUGGCUUCAACCCCUGCAGCUAUGCCUUUGUUGUAGAAGAAAGCGAGUUCAACUUCUCAAAAAAUUAUCUUCGCGAUUUGAAGAACAGAAAAAAGCUUCCGUUGGUGCUUGAUUGGACCAUUGGUAAUGAGACAUGUGAAGUGGCUAGCAAGAAUAUGAUUAGCUAUGCAUGUAAAGAAAAUAGCGAGUGCUAUGAACCGGAAAAUGGUCCUGGCUAUCGAUGCAGAUGCUUUAAUGGUUACGAAGGUAACCCAUACCUGUCCAAUGGUUGCCAAGAUAUUAAUGAAUGUGAGGACCCAAGUCUCAACAGGUGCCCAAAACAUUGUGUUAACAUUGCAGGCAAUUAUAAAUGUUCUUGCCCCAAAGGAUACCGUUGGGACAGUAGAACAAAUGGAGAAGGUUGCGUUGUUGAUCAACUACUCGUGAUUACUCUUUAUGUUGGAAUUGCUACAGUGGUAACAGUUCUGCUUGUUGGUAGCUCCUGGUUGUACUUUGGAUUGAAGAAAAGAAAGCUCGUUAGGAUCAAAGUAAAAUUAUUUCAGCAAAAUGGUGGUUUAAUGUUACGACAACAGCUCUCUGGACAAGAAGGAACCAAGGAUACAGUCAAAAUUUUCACCGAGAAAGAGCUUCAGAUGGCUACUAACAACUAUGACGAUAGCAGAAUAAUUGGUCGAGGAGGUUAUGGCACAGUUUAUAAAGGCUACUUAACAGACAGCAGAAUAGUUGCCAUCAAGAAGUCUAAAAUAGUGGAUCAAGGCCAAAUUGAACAAUUCAUCAACGAGGUGAUUGUACUCUUUCAGAUCAACCAUAGAAAUGUGGUAAAGCUAUUGGGUUGUUGUUUGGAGACAGAGGUCCCUCUACUAGUUUAUGAGUUCAUCAACAAUGGCACCCUCUUUGAACACAUCCAUAAAAAAAGAAAGGAAACCGCCAUUUCUUGGGAUAUCCGUCUAAGGAUUGCAGCAGAAACUGCUGGGGUUCUAUCAUAUUUGCACUCUGCAGCUUCUACCCCGAUCAUCCAUAGAGAUAUCAAGUCUGCAAACAUACUCUUAGAUGAUAACUACAUUGCAAAAGUGUCUGACUUUGGAACAUCAAGGUUGGUUCCGUUGGAUCAAGCUCAGUUCUGUACGAUGGUGCAAGGAACUCUUGGAUACUUGGACCCUGAGUACAUGCACACGAGCCAAUUGACUGAGAAGAGUGAUGUUUAUAGCUUCGGGGUAGUCCUUGUAGAGCUACUAACUGGAAAGAAGGCCCUUUCUUUUGAUAGGUCAGAGGAGGAGAGGAGUCUAGCUACGUAUUUUCUUUCUUCGCUGGAAAAGGGUCGCUUGUUUCAAGUUCUUGAGGACCAUCUAGUGUGUGAUGGAAAUGCUGAGCAGCUCACGGAAGUUGCAGAGAUUGCAAGGAGGUGCUUAAACCUGAAGGGGGAGGACAGACCUUCUAUGAAGGAAGUAGGAAUGGGACUAGAGGGGCUAAGGAUGGUAGAGAAGCAUCAAUGGGUUGGCAUAGCAUUGAAUUUGGAGGAGACUGAGUCCUUGCUUGAUGAGAGAUCAAAUGCCAACGAAUAUGGUGGUAGUAGUGCUACAAAUGCCAAGUUUGAUAGCCCAAGGGAACAUGUAAUAUUGCCUAUCGAUGGUAGGAGAUGAUUGUUUAGUCCUGAUUUUGCCAUGUUAGCAUCUGAACCUUUCGGGACAUGGAGCUAGCCAAAUUAUCUGAACGCUGCUUAGAUGUCUUACUCAUGCAUUCUAUAUAGUUAUGUUUUUAAUGUCUCUUCACCUGUCAUGCAAUUGUUAGGUUUAAGCAGAUAGAUUGUCCAAUUUUUAUUAGUUUUAUGCAUAUGCAGCUAUGUGUUUGGCUUCAACUUCAAAGUGAAAGAUAAUAUAUGAGCGAACUUUAAGCAUGAAUUUUCCAUGAUAAUUUGUGAGAACAUUCUGCAGUGCAACUUUUUGUUGCAUUAUCAUUUUUAGACAACCAUAUACCAACUGUUAAGGAAUUUGAUCGAUCUCAAAUUAAUGG